Molecule: messenger RNA, 1056 nt
Organism: Punica granatum (pomegranate)
Lineage: Eukaryota; Viridiplantae; Streptophyta; Magnoliopsida; Myrtales; Lythraceae
Source: RefSeq, a predicted model, not a curated record
AUGCAGCUUCUUCGAUUCUGUCUACUGAUCAUAAACGGACUAUUUCUCUUGUCAAUCGGAGUCUCGGCGGCGGCAGAUUGUGCCGGAAGCAGCGGCAGCUCAUCAGUGAAGAUUGCAUGGAACAUCGUCGUGGACCGAAAUGGCGGAGGCGAUUUCAAGACGGUCCAGGAUGCUAUCGACUCGGUUCCAUCGAAUAACAGCCAGUGGAUCAGGAUCUCAAUCAAUCCCGGAACAUACAAGGAGAUGGUUGAAAUCCCAAGCGACAAGCCGUGCAUUUUCCUCGACGGGAUGGGGAAGAAUAUCACGACAAUCACAUAUGAUGGACACAAUCAGACAGACACAAGCGCGACGUUCACUUCAUUCCCAGACAAUGUGGUCGUUCGGGGCAUUACUUUUAAGAACUCGUAUAAUCGAUACUGGACUCUUCAAGAAGGAUUCGGAGUUACGCAGGCAGUGGCAGCUAGAAUUUACGGUGAUAAGUCACUCUUCUACGAAUGUGGCUUUUUGGGCGUGCAAGACACGUUGUGGGACGUCAAAGGUCGUCACUAUUACCAAUCCUGCUACAUCGAAGGUGCCAUCGAUUUCAUAUUCGGAAACAGCCAAUCCUACUUCAAGGAUUGUGUGAUGAAUGCCACGCUGGGGAUGCCGCCAUACUAUCUAGCGCGGGGAUAUGUGACUGCACAGGGACGGCAAUCGGCGAGUGAUCCGGGUGGCUUCAUCUUUGAUGGCGGAGUGCUGUAUGGAACCGGGGAGGUGUAUCUGGGGAGGGCGUACGGACCAUACUCCCGAGUCAUAUUCAUUGGAACUCAUUUCGAGGCCUCAAUUUCCUCACUCGGGUGGGAUGCUUGGAGGUUCCAAGGGAAGGAGAGCAAUUUCACGUACAGUGAGGUGGACUGCAUAGGAAGGGGAUCGAACAAAUCAAAGAGGGUGCCGUGGGCAAAGAACCUCGACCGAUCGCAGGUCGAAGAACAAUUUGGUGUAUCUACAUUCAUCAACCAAGAUGGCUGGCUUAACCAGCAGCCGUUGAAUCAGAUAAUCGGGCAUCCGCUCCAAUAA